UUCGGGCGACUGUUCGAUUACUCUGACUGUGAUUGUUUUACCCUGGGUGUCUUCCACAGCAUUGCAUAUAAUUUGUGCUCACUUUGGGCCUUAUAACUCUUACAUUUGGCACUUAAAGAAAAUUUCACAUCUUAGAAAAUGGCUGAUGAGGAACUGGAGGCUAUCAGGCGGCAGCGUAUGGCGGAACUUCAGACAAAACAUGGGAACUCCUCCAGUGAUCAAGGACAACAGGAAACCAAACAGAGAGAAACAGAAAUGAGGAACACGAUACUGGCCCAGGUGUUGGAUCAGUCAGCCCGUGCCAGAUUGAGUAAUCUGGCACUGGUGAAGCCGGAAAAAGCAAAAGCUGUGGAGAAUUAUCUGAUACAGAUGGCUCAGUACGGCCAGCUCGGGGGAAAGAUCUCAGAGUCUGGUUUAAUAGACAUCCUGGAAAAAGUCAGUCAACAAACAGAGAAGAAAAUAACUGUCAAGUUUAACAGGCGGCGGGUGAUGGACUCUGAUGAAGACGACGAAGAUUAAGAUGACUGUUCGCUCCCGUCAGUGUGCUGGUGAGAGAUGAGCGAAAGACGAGCGAGAGACGCCACUCCGGAUCUCGACAAGCACCAGCGUCUGACCAAAGGCCCGAUCUGUAGGGAGCAUCCUGAGGGGGAAAAGACUCCUGUCCCUUUGGACACACAAGAACUCCUCAUCCAUGGUUCUAUUAAAUCACACGCUUUCACUUGCCACAAAACAAUUUACAGUAUAAUUUCUAUAGACUGCUUUGGGAACGUUGUUUUUUCCCUUUAUCAAAAUUUGUGGAUUACUUGUUCAACUGUUUACAUGAUAAUAAAAAAAAACCUUAUAUACAA
This is a messenger RNA of Tachysurus vachellii, 848 nucleotides long. It is a transcript of the gene pdcd5, whose product is annotated as programmed cell death 5. Gene Ontology annotation, cellular component: cytosol; nucleus. The transcript has 6 exons. NCBI's taxonomy places the organism in Eukaryota, Metazoa, Chordata, Actinopteri, Siluriformes, Bagridae. Gene Ontology annotation, molecular function: DNA binding. Bases 139 to 519 code for a protein of 126 amino acids. The record is from RefSeq and is a predicted model, not a curated record.